AUGGCCGACGUUAAAGAGGAGAGAGAUCGAGAGGGCCGCAGCGAGAAGAAGAGCUUCUGGGGCAGCAUCUUUCGCAACAGGAGUCUGGCAAAGAAAGGGAGACUGGAGAAUCCAGAAUCGCGCCGGGCGAGCGAUGGAGACGUAGUCCCGCGGAGACGCAAGUCAUUACCAGACAUGCCAAAGGCCUCGAGAACAGUCGAGUCUCCCAACGGCCACCCAAAUCUUCACCCAGACCACCCUCGUUCGCGCAGACGACCUAGAAGGCCUGAUCCCGCAAGAGCAAAAGGAAAAGGUCGCGCGCAUCCCAAUGGCAUCAUCCUCGAGCAGGGACCACUAACAGAAUGGCCGCCCUCCGGCAUGUCAAGUCAAGAGGAGCUCACCCUUGGCCAUGCUAUGGAACUCGUCUCCCGCGGCGCCCCGGCCCACAAAGGCCACAAGCGCCCUGUACCCCAUGCAUCCGAUCAUUAUUACGCCCUCUACACCACGUCCGCCGGCAACGAUGCCGAAGAAACGGAUGUCGUCAAUUUGCACGACCACAUGACCCAACUGAUGACCCUUCGUAUGCAGGGUGGCGGUUCAGCGAUAUAUCCGUGGGAGUCCUUGGAACAGCCGAGCUUCGCCUACUUUUACGGUCAACAGCCCGGCACCAUCACCUUGAACCAAUGGGCUUGUCUGGCUAGCAUCAAGCCUCCAACGAUCGGUUUGAGAGACUCUGGCGCAACGGCACGAGAGGUCGGCUUGGAUCGUAUCUUUGAGCGUCUGAAGGAGCUGGAGGCGGGGUUGGAAGACGAUGACGAAGAGUGGAUGUACAAAAGCUUAUAUCGCCGCUUCCUCCGCGACCCCGACAAGAUGAUGAGCCCGCACAAGGGACUCGACAAGCAGAUUACGGAUCUGAUCAUGGUCUUGUCACGUCCGGACUGGAUCGACUUUACGAACCCCAAGAAUCAAGUUGUCACUCGCUUCAUUUUCGACCCAAGCCACGGAAGCCAACAGCAGUAUAUCAAGUUUUGCCACCAACUCGUUCUCAGCAUGGAACUUGAUCUACGGAUCAAUUCGAGAUUGCAUGGGGAAUGGGCCAAGGAGAAGCUACUGCCUCAAUUACCGCCCACCAUCCAGUGGGAUCUUGCGCUCGCCAGACGCUGGCGGGAACAUGUAAGGGUUGAGGGUUAUGGGAAGUCGGUUGAAGAUAUCAACCUACGCUUCAGGCUGAAGAAGCGCCAGAUCAAGAUGCUACGGCGCUUUGCUCAGAUGAUGAAGUGGCCAAACCUGAGCCAGACCCUCGAUAAAAUGAAGCAGAGGGACAUGGACGCAACAUUGGACAUUAUCAGCUCCGACGCGUUGGCAUUCUUCAGCGGUCUUGUACUGCCAGGCACAACGUUUCCAUUCCUCAUCAUGAACACCCUCAUCGACAUUGACCCUGACAAGGCAACCGACUCCUUGGCCAUGAUGACGCACCUACAUCCUCACUGUGGGUUUCAAUAUAGGAAUAGUUACACCUACUGGACUGCUGCUUCGAUUGUCGGAAAGGUCCUAGCCCCGACUUGUAGAUCGUUGGCAGGUUGGGUCGGGCCAGCCCGUCCGACCGCCGAUCUUGGCCGAUCGCAAAUCGCCCGCGUGCGCUCUCGGCGUCCCCGGCAGCGCAUGACCCCCGAAGACGUACAGUCGAUGAGCGAACGAUCUGACCCUCUGGGUCCCCCGGCUGAGGUAUUCCCGGUUAAGGAAUACAAGCUCGUGGCUCCCGACGCAGACGACAUUGUUGAUACUGUCCGAAUCGAGCUACUGAGCUUCAAGGCUGUCCCGGACCGUUUCCAGGAACCACCGCCAGCGCCGAAGGUGUUUGAUGCGACGGUGCAAUUCGCAGUGGAUGGGGUGUCCUGGCCUAUGCGCCUCACAUACGAUGUGUCCUUUAUCUCAGCCUGGCCGUGCUCAGGGGGUCCUCAUCCACUGUUCUUCGACUACGUCUUCCAAACCGUCAAGGCCGAUGAGAUCAUGAACAUCAAGGAUUGGGGUGGUCUGUAUGGUCAGUCUCCAAGUGCUCGUAGUUCGAGGACAAGCUCGACAGCAGGCCCCCACACAGCAAGCAGCCAGGAUCAAAUCGACGAAGAGCAGGUGUUGGUAGUGGAGGCCUUUGGAGUCAGGGACAACGAGGUUUUGGCACGGGCCUGGUGUUCACACUGGGGACUGAGUGCUGUGAUUGCCGAUAUUCGCAAGACAUGCAUGGCUUGUGCUAUCCGCGAGGCAUAUGCGGCAACGUUAACGGUGGUGGUUUUGGUGGACGACCAGGAAUACAAUACGGACGACUAA
Messenger RNA from Colletotrichum paranaense, 2304 nucleotides. RefSeq lists its product as uncharacterized. The transcript has 5 exons. The record is from RefSeq and is a predicted model, not a curated record. The coding region runs from base 1 to 2304 and encodes 767 amino acids. Lineage: Eukaryota; Fungi; Ascomycota; Sordariomycetes; Glomerellales; Glomerellaceae.